Gossypium raimondii (Peruvian cotton) is the source of this 2303-nucleotide messenger RNA. Its product is annotated as transcription termination factor MTERF2, chloroplastic. Gene Ontology annotation, molecular function: double-stranded DNA binding. NCBI's taxonomy places the organism in Eukaryota, Viridiplantae, Streptophyta, Magnoliopsida, Malvales, Malvaceae. Gene Ontology annotation, biological process: regulation of DNA-templated transcription. Bases 36 to 1967 code for a protein of 643 amino acids. The record is from RefSeq and is a predicted model, not a curated record. The transcript has 6 exons.
AGUUUAUCCAUGUGCAUUUCCCACCAUUACCGAAAAUGCUUACUUACACUCCUCCCUCUCUCCACCUCCACCUCCAUCUCCACCGUUACCCUCAUUCGACCACCAUCUCCUCCUCCCUCCACCACCACCCUAACCAUCCGACCACCACAGCACCUGACCCUGUCCUCCGUAUUCAUAACUCAAAAACCACUUCCUUCCUCCACCACCGCCAACUGGCCACCACCACCACCAACGAAACAAAGAACCCACCCCAAGAAUACGAAAAUGACCACCACCAUCACCGAGAUUCCGAAGAUAAACCCAAAACCCCACCACACAUACUUCCACCUCAAGAGAAACAAAACAUCCUAGAAAUGUCCCUGGUCACCAAACGCGGCCCACAAUUCCCAGGCUCCAUUUACGCCAAUUCUCUCCCUUCUCUCCAAUCCGUAAUCCAAACCCAAAACGAAGACGAUGAGGAUGAUGAAGAGGUGAUGAUAAGACGGGCGCUUGAUAUUAGAAGGAAGGUAACAGCGGAGGUUUUCAAGGCAGCAAUGAAGAAGGGAAAGUUUGGGAUUACGUAUUCGACGAAUUUGGUUAAUAGACUGCCGGAUUUUAUUGACCACGUGAUGAUCGAAGCCGCUGCGUUGAAAAGGUCCCCUGAGUUUAAGGAUUCCACCUUUAAUUUGCGUGCUAAGCUUGUUAUUGAUCACUCCAAUGUUGUUCCUCUCAUAAGGUGGCUGAAACACAAUAACCUCUCAUAUCCCAAAAUUGCAAAGCUGAUAUGCAUGUCUAAAGGGAAUCUUGACUCUAUAAGACGGCUCGUUGAGUGGUUGAAGACGGUUUAUGUGAAAGGAGAAUUUCUGGGUGCAACGCUUUUGAAAUCCGGAGACGAUAUUUUGCAUCGUAGUCUAGAAGAACUGGAUGAGAUUGUUGAUUAUUUGGAGAGUAAUGGAGUUAGGAGGGACUGGAUCGGUUUCGUUAUUAGCCGAUGUCCGAGGUUGUUGUCCUAUAGUAUGGAGGAAGUGAAAACGCGAGUCGAUUUUUACUUGAAUAUGGGUAUGAAUGAGAAUGAUUUCGGGACAAUGGUAUUUGAUUAUCCGGGUGUACUUGGCUACUUCACUCUUGAAGAGAUGAAUCAAAAGGUUAAUUAUCUGAAAGAGUUUGGGCUCAGUACCGAAGAUGUCGGGAAAUUACUAGCUUUCAGGCCACAGUUGAUGGGUUGCAGCAUUGAAGAAAGAUGGAAGCCGCUUGUUAAGUACUUAUAUUACCUCGGAAUUUCUCGAGAUGGAAUGAGGAGAAUGCUUACCAUUAAACCAAUGAUUUUCUGUUUCAAUUUCGAGGCUACAAUUGCACCAAAGGUACAAUUUUUCCGGGACAUUGGUGUUCGAGAGGAUGCCAUCGGUAACAUGCUUGUUAAGUUCCCUCCCUUACUAACCUACAGCCUGCACAAGAAAAUUCGGCCAGUGGUCAUAUAUUUGAUGACCAAAGCUGGAGUUACAGAGAAGGAUAUCGGUAAGGUUAUAGCUUUGGGACCAGAGCUAUUGGGUUGCAAUAUAGCAAAAACCCUUGAGGUUAAUGUAAAGUAUUUUCUUUCACUUGGCAUACGAGUUAGACAGCUGGGUGAGAUGAUUGGCGAUUUCCCUAAACUUCUUCGAUACAAAGUAGAUCUUCUGUAUCCCAAGUAUCAAUACUUACGGAGAACGAUGGUACGCCCCUUGCAGGAUGUCAUUGAAUUUCCCAGGUUUUUCAGCUAUUCUCUUGAAGAGCGAAUAAUUCCGAGGCACAAAAUUAUGGUGGAGAAUCGGGUUAACUUCAAACUUCGCUACAUGUUGGCGUGCACUGAUGAAGAGUUCAACCAAAGGGUUGCAGAUAAGGUCGAAAGGAGGCGGAGAUUUGAAUCCGGUCGCAUGGAUGAUGCAGUGUCUGAUUCUCAAAUGGCCGAAGGUACCUUGGGGAAGACGGCAAGUAGUAGCUUAUCCAGCUGAUGUAAAUGCGUUUUUUGGGUUCUCGUGUAAAGGAUUAAGUCGAGGACAGAUGAGAAAUGGGCAUACCAGAAGUGAGGAUUCUCUAGGGUUGUUGCUGGGAGCUUGAAAGACUCUAUUAGGUCCUCACACCACUUUCGAUAUUUCUUAAAACCUCAAUGACCUUCAUUCAUUUCUUGGAUGUAAAUACUAAUGAAAUUUAUCUCCAUUUCCCCCUUUAACGUAGGAUCAAAGGGUUUGUGCAUACUAGUGGGAUUGUGUACUAGAUCAUGUGUAUCUAUUAAAUAUAUGAAGACAAUUAUGAGCCUGAAAUUUUCAUGAAAGCUCAUAUUUAUUACA